Linepithema humile (Argentine ant) is the source of this 3518-nucleotide messenger RNA. RefSeq names its product broad-complex core protein isoforms 1/2/3/4/5. Gene Ontology annotation, molecular function: protein binding. Gene Ontology annotation, cellular component: nucleus. The record is from RefSeq and is a predicted model, not a curated record. Lineage: Eukaryota; Metazoa; Arthropoda; Insecta; Hymenoptera; Formicidae. Gene Ontology annotation, biological process: regulation of transcription by RNA polymerase II.
GUGGUCGCUUCCUCCUCCAUCGGCGUACGUCUUCUCUGUCUCACUCGCACCCUCUCCUGCUGUCUCGCACGCGUCUCUCUCGCACAUGUUUUAGUUCGUCCCGCUCGUUCUCUUAACGUCAAACCACUUAGGGCUGCAGACCUCGCCAGUCGAUCUUUCCUAGUAGCGGCAUUCCGGCAUUUUCCACCUGAUCGCGCGCGCGGGCAGUCGGACAAACGCCAUUUUGAUCGUCGUGUUACGUCGAAUCGUCGUCGCCGUCACCGUCAUCGUCCACUCACGCGUCGAGAGAGUGAGAGAGGAGUCUCGUGCGUGAAACACACCGAGUAACAUUCGCAUGUGUCGUACCGCGCGCGUCGCCUUUGUAACAUCUGACUGUUGCUCCGAAAAACAAUAUACGCACCCGUACGUGCUGCGCACCAAACCGUGAACCGCGCGUUGUUGGUGCGGUGUCGGUUUGAUUUUUUUUAUUUCGUUCGUACGUUUGUUUGCCGUUCAACCGCGCCGGAAAGAGUGCGAGAGAGAGAGAGAGAGAGAGAAAGAGAAAAAGCGAGAGAGUGAGAGAGAGAGAGAAAGAGGGAGAGAAAACGAGCGUGUGAGAAAAAGAGAGUACACUGCCCUCGUGCAUUAGACGAAGAGGGGGUGACCAGAACGGAAAAGGACGCCGGGUGUUGUUUUUCCGUCGCACGGACACAACGAGAGACGAGUCGCGCGCGCGGAGCGAAGUGGAGAGAGAGUGCGUGACCCCGCGCGUGUGUGUGCCAUCGCCGCCGACGUCGUUCCACGCUUUUCUGCUAUAACGUUCUCUUGUCGCCUGGUACGACCUACGUCGACGUUUUCACCGGAGAAUACGACAGGACGCGACAGAUCUGGUUAAACACCACUGAAAAGAAGAAUAAACUGCUAGAGAGGGGAUACAGGAAAGUUGGUGGGCUUUUCUGGAAGUCUUUUUAAAAACCCUAGAAUAUACAAGAACCGCUUCAGUUCAUCUUUGUGCGUGUAAGAGUGCAGAAGGGCAAAUUUCUUCCCAUUAAACCAGAACGAAAAUUUAUUCAACGGGGCGGAGGUGGAGGCGAGGACGGGCGACGAGAGUACGGUGAACCGGAAGCGAACGCGACAGUGGCCGGAUCGCUCGAGGAGGAGUUCGCGGCGGUGCCACGGCCGCGCAUGCUUCAGCAACGAGGCUGUUUAACAGUAGCAACGACACCCGCACCCGCUACGACGACCAAUCUAGCGUCAUCAUUAUCAUCCCCCAACAUGUUUCCGCAGCAGUAUUGCCUAAGAUGGAAAUACCAUCACAGCAACUUGCAAACCAUGUUCUCACAGCUGCUCGAGCGGCAAUCCUACUGCGACGUCACACUCGCCUGCGAGGGCAAGACGUUACGAGCGCACAAGGUUGUACUGUCGGCGUGUAGCACAUAUUUCGACACAAUUCUAUCGCAGUACGAGGAGAAAGACCCCAUCGUCAUCAUGCGUGACGUCAAAUUCUCGGACAUCAAAGUGCUCGUUGAGUUCAUGUAUAAGGGAGAGAUCAACAUCGAUCACACGAGGCUAUCAUCGUUACUGAAAACCGCAGAGGAUUUACACAUCAAGGGUCUAGCCGAGGUGAGCUGGCGCAGCGAUUCCACGCAAAAUGACCUGAACAACACCGGUCACAGUCCCGGUGCUGCGACUCCCGGUGUCGAAACGGUCUUGCGGGAAGGUGAAGCUGAAGAGCCGCCACUUCCGAAACAGAGGCGCAGAGGUCGUCCACCUCUGGACGAUCCACCCUCGGCACACGAUGUAUUUACGCCAAAGAUCACAUGCAUCACCGGAAAUGAGGAAAUGUUAAGCGAAGGCGGCGACCACGAGAGUUGGGAUGAUGACAUGAUGAUGAACGAGAAUAACGAAACACCACUGCCGGUGCUGUCCUACAUGUCCAAGGAUGAUAGUACGUCUGACCAGGAAAAGAAAGCACCUAGCACUCCGUCAAUCUCCAAUGCUACAAAUCCAGCGAUUCCCGAGCAAUUCCGGGACGUGGUAAAGAUGAACGAUUAUUUGACGACGGGGCGUCGACAGGAAUUUUGGGAAGAACCGUUCACGCGACGUGUUAUGGACGCCAUCAAGAGCAAAGAACUGGAGAUGAAGACUGCCGCUGAAAUUCUCGGCGUUUCCUACGGCACUCUCUAUGGCAGAUAUCGCGAUAGUUAUGGUUGCCUUAAACAUCCAUACAGAGUAAGAGAUUUUUGGUCUGAACCUGGUCCUGCUGAAGUGCUGGCAAAAUUACGGCGGAAAGAGAUAACAUUGUUCCGAGCCGCCGAAUUCCUCAAUGUCACCGUCCACACACUCGCAACUUAUCUGUCGACGCUGCAAGGUCCAGACAGGAUCUCGUUGGCCGGCGAUCUGAGCGUGGCGUCUAGCGUCAGCCUCGACGGCAGCAACAAUGCAACGACGGAGCAGACCACGACGGAAAAUAGUGAAUCCGUAAACGACAUCCUUCAGAAAAUCAACGCAAAUGCGGGGACAGCAGCAACACUAACCACGACGACUACUACGUCGAUCAAGCGUGAGGGUGGCGGUUACAUCGAGGUGCCGACGACAGUGCCAAAGGCCGCCACGUCCGUAUUGGAGAACAAUCCGGACAUCACAAUCGUCAAGACGGAGAACAUGUUGCGCAAACGUGAAUACGCGAAAAUGUCCAGUACAGAGAACAACAAUGCGAAACUGAUGAGCGGCGGUGCCGUCAGUGAAAUCAGCCAGCAGCAACAGCAGCAGCAACAGCAGCAACAACAGCAAAAACACACCGAUCCGAUGGCGUUAAACAACGACAACAGCAAACCCUAACUAUUCAGACCAUAUUUGACACCUACCGCGAAUCAUCCCCGCAACGCAGCUCCGAGCAGCACCAACUACAGAUCCGACCUACAGUGCCCGCGCAAUUUCUACUCAAACGUGUUUACUCGCUUUCUCACAAAUUUUCAUUUGAAGUAGACAGGAUGCCCGAAAAGAAUAGCUUUAAACAAUCUUGAGUAUAAUCCGUCGCGAUUUGUGCGGGUCGUGGCUGCGUCGAGGCGGGAAGACAAACUCAGACUCAGCGAAAAAGAAGUGCCACCGCAAAGCGUAUCGCAAAUCGUCGCGAAAGGGAAAAAAAUCGAAAAAAAUAAGCGUACGCUUCGUCGUGCCUUUGAGCCGAAUUCCGCGAUUUCCGCGGACGCCACCGCGACUCGCGUGUAUUUUUCACGUGUUAAUGAAAAGGUAUUAACGUUGCAAAAUCUACUCCUCCGACGAGUUAGCAUUCAGCAGUGCGUAGCUCCUCCUGCUUUUACUUCAGGAUGGGCUCGAUUUGAUCAACACGCGUCGGUAUCGAGCGUGCGUACGCGACCUUAGCCUUCGUCAGGAAAAAAAAGCAAAGAAGCAAAAGGGAAAAACGUGUAAUAAAAAGUUCAAUCGAAGUUCCUUUUGAAUAACGAUGUAGAAUGUAUCAUCGCAACAAAAAAUGCCUAGACUAUUUUCUGCCGCAUGUGUCUGUAUGGUAUAGCACG